Messenger RNA from Musca vetustissima, 1413 nucleotides. RefSeq names its product paired box protein Pax-6-like. Gene Ontology annotation, biological process: regulation of transcription by RNA polymerase II; anatomical structure development. NCBI's taxonomy places the organism in Eukaryota, Metazoa, Arthropoda, Insecta, Diptera, Muscidae. The record is from RefSeq and is a predicted model, not a curated record. Gene Ontology annotation, molecular function: RNA polymerase II cis-regulatory region sequence-specific DNA binding; DNA-binding transcription factor activity, RNA polymerase II-specific. The annotation marks the transcript as partial. The transcript is spliced from 4 exons.
CAACUGGUUAUUGACAUUUCAGGUACCCUGAGACCACCUGGUUUAAUUGGAGGAUCAAAGCCAAAGGUAGCUACACCAGCGGUUGUCUCAAAAAUCGAACAAUACAAACGUGAGAACCCUACAAUAUUUGCGUGGGAAAUUCGGGAGCGACUGAUAUCCGAAGGGGUCUGCACAAAUGCCACUGCACCCUCAGUUUCCUCUAUAAAUAGAAUUUUAAGAAACAGAGCUGCUGAACGCGCAGCUGCAGAAUUUGCACGAGCUGCAAGUUAUGGCUACAUAAAUCCCCAACAUCCAUAUGCAAGCUUUCCAACAUGGCCAACAGCUUUACCACCAACACCCCAACUAUGGCAACCAGCCUCCGUUAAUCACGCUACAACCAUUUUGGAUAAACCGGUCGAAUCUAACAGCACCGAAAUGGAAAAUAACAAUUGUAAUGAUUGUGUUUCUCGAUUGUCUCCAGCUUCCAGUGGCAAUGACACUCUGGGAUCUCCGGAAGCCAACAGAAUGAUAGAUAUUGAGGGUGAGGAUACCGAUACUGAUGACAGCGAUCAGCCCAAAUUUCGUCGGAACAGAACCACUUUCAAUCAGGAUCAAUUAGAAGAACUUGAAAAGGAAUUUGAAAAAUCACAUUACCCAUGUGUAAGCACGCGAGAAAAACUGGCCUCUCGAACUGGACUGAGUGAAGCCAGAGUUCAGGUUUGGUUUUCCAACAGACGAGCCAAAUGGCGACGACAUCAACGUGUGAAUCUGCUGCGAAAACGGGACUCGACAUCGCCACAGGGGAAUUUUAUCAGCCAGCCACAGCACCACUCAUCCCCUGUCAACAACCCCGCGGACACGCAGUUCCCCCACAAGAUACCAUUACUUCUUUCGACGGGCACUCCAAGCGACAAUAUCCCGAACACGAUAUGUCACAAUGUCAGCAGCCAACUGGUCUCACUGUAUCCAGCGUACCACCAGCGAUCACUGUCCACACUGCACAGCGAUACGAUUGUCAAGCUCCCGAGUCCACCACCUUUAGCCAUGUCCACGCCAAACAUCACUACCAUCCAUACAAACAGCACACAACACAACAGACCAUCAUCGAGAGAAAUAUCCGACGUAUCUCCGAAUCCAUGUCUCAAGCAAGCGACAGUGACAGCACUGCAUCCAUCACCCACAGCAUCAGCUCCAUUAUUAAUGGGAGGUGAGCACAGUGCCUUUAAAACCCUUCACACCAACCCACCGGAUGCUGGCAAACCCCUCCAAGUCCAACGAUCACAACCCCAAACAUUUGUGGUAGCUACGACCCUUCCCAAGGCAACUACACAAACCAUUGACCUGAAAAUGUCAACAGUACACUCCCCAACCACGAUAUCCGAAAAUUGUGCAGUAACCGCACGAGAUAUACUUGAAAAUGGUACUGGCCACUAA